This is a messenger RNA of Teleopsis dalmanni, 3188 nucleotides long. It is a transcript of the gene Wdr33, whose product is annotated as pre-mRNA 3' end processing protein WDR33. NCBI's taxonomy places the organism in Eukaryota, Metazoa, Arthropoda, Insecta, Diptera, Diopsidae. The coding region runs from base 322 to 2949 and encodes 875 amino acids. Gene Ontology annotation, cellular component: mRNA cleavage and polyadenylation specificity factor complex. The record is from RefSeq and is a predicted model, not a curated record. Gene Ontology annotation, molecular function: protein binding. The transcript has 8 exons.
AACUUAACUUCAUUUGACACAAGCAAAAAGUUGUCAUAUUUCUUCCAAGCUUAGUAGUUUCUUUGAAGUGCAUUAAUAAAUAAAUAUGUAUAAUAAAAUGUAUUAUAAAACGUAAAAUGAAUCAAAUGAACAUUUAAUAAAAUUUAUACAAUAAAUUUAACACAAUUUUUGGCAGAAAUCGAAUUGCUUUCAGUUGAAUGUCAAACACGCGUCUGCAUCAACGCCAGCACAUUUACGAGAAAAAAAGUACAAAAGAUUUUGAGUUUUUGUAAUAUAUACGUAAUUAAAUAGCAAUUUCAAAAAAGAAAGUAAAUAAAAGAAAUGGAUUUCCAACAACCACCACCUUCAAUUGAUGUUACACAACCACCACCACAAUUGACUGCACCGUCUGCGUUAGCUACUAAUACCACUUCCAUACCUCAAACUGCAGGACCACCACAUCAUCGUAACUACUUCCAUCAACAUCAUGGAGGUACAAAUAAACCAGGUCAUGCUUAUUUUAAACCAUUUGCUCCAAAACCGUAUGGCAUGACACAAGACGACUUCGAUGGAAAACGUUUACGCAAAAGUGUUAUGCGUAAAACAGUUGACUACAAUGCGUCCAUUGUUCGAGCUUUGGAGACACGUCUAUGGCAGCGAGAUUACCGUGACCGACAUGCAAUGGAACCUGAAAAUAUAUAUAUACCCGAAUUAAUGCCGCCGUCCAGCUAUUUAGAUAAUCCAUCUAAUGCAGUAACUACACGAUUUGUCAAAACUGCCACGAAUAAAAUGCGUUGCCCUAUAUUCACGUUAGCUUGGACGCCAGAAGGUAGACGCUUAGUGACUGGUGCAAGUUCUGGCGAAUUUACUCUAUGGAAUGGUUUAACUUUCAACUUUGAAACAAUUUUACAGGCUCACGAUGUUUCGGUGCGUACUAUGAUUUGGUCACACAAUGAUAGUUGGAUGGUUACAGGCGAUCAUUCUGGCUAUGUGAAGUACUGGCAGUCCAAUAUGAAUAACGUUAAAAUGUUUCAAGCUCACAAGGAGGCAAUUAGGGGAAUAAGUUUCAGUCCCAACGAUAGUAAGUUUGUGAGCUGCAGCGAUGACGGAACACUGAGAAUUUGGGAUUUCUUACGUUGCCAAGAGGAACGUAUUUUAAGAGGCCAUGGUGCUGACGUUAAAUGUGUUCACUGGCAUCCACAAAAAGGUCUUAUUGUUUCAGGAAGUAAAGAUAAUCAGCAGCCAAUUAAGUUAUGGGACCCAAAGAGUGGUAGCGCCCUAGCAACAUUACACGCACAUAAAUCAACUGUAAUGGACUUGAAAUGGAAUGAUAAUGGCAAUUGGCUGGUUACCGCUUCGCGUGAUCAUUUGCUCAAACUAUUUGAUUUGCGGAAUUUACGAGAAGAAGUACAGAUCUUUAGAGGUCAUAAAAGAGAAGCCAGCUCUGUUUCUUGGCAUCCUACGCAUGAGGGACUGUUUUGUUCUGGUGGCUCUGAUGGUUCAAUACUGUUUUGGAAUGUGGGUACCGAUAAGGAAAUUGGUAGUAUAGAAACUGCACAUGACAGUAUUGUGUGGACCUUGGCUUGGCAUCCCUUAGGUCAUAUAUUAUGUUCAGGCUCUAAUGAUCACACAAUUAAAUUUUGGACACGUAAUCGUCCUGGUGAUCUGAUGAGAGAUAAAUACAAUUUAAAUACUCUACCUGCUAGCUUAGCAGCAUUGGAUGAUUGUGAAUAUGAUGAUGCUGUCAUACCUGGUAUGGGUCCUGAGGAUAAAGUUGAAUUUACUGAGAGCCUUACUGCCGAUAAAGGUUUCAUUCCCGGUCUUGAUUUAGAUCCAUCAAAAAUAUCCGACAAAGAUAAAGAAAAGAAAGUUCCCUACAGUAAACCAAUACCGCAUAAUUUUCAAGCACAAUGGGCCGGCACUCGACGUCAGGAUGAAACUGGCAACAUACAUGAUGAAUUGGCUGCACGUGAAAUAAAAGAUACAAGCGGCUUAUCACCAGAACAAGUUAGUGAAAAUGUCAUCGAAGGUAUGUUAGCAAGUGGUGUACUUACUUCCAUCGAUCCACAAGCAAUUGUUGGCAUAUUAGUCUACAAUCGAUUUAUACGCGUUCAUCCAGAUUCAAGACUUAUGAUUGCAGUACGUCAAGGUCCUGAGUAUCUUAAUAAAUAUCUUGAUGCCGGUAAAGUGGAUGAGUUAAGAGAUGUAAUAUCCCCACCUGACCGAUCACGUUCAAAUUCACCUACCUUAGAAGGACGCGAAAGUUCACCACCAAUAAAAAAAUCACGUUUUGAUAGUACUCGUCAGCAUAAUCCACAAGUUGUAUAUGCACGUGAACUAUUAAGUCUUAAGAAACCAUUUAUGCCUUGUCUACUGUCAUUUAAAUCACAACUAAUUAAAACAGAAAAUAUCGAAGAAUUUGAAAAUCCAACAAAUUCGUUCCCAAAACAUCCACCAUUUCCGCAACAUAAUCAACCGUUUCCACAGCAACCAUUUCAACAACCACAACAGGUUACACCAAAUAGACCUAGUCCAUGGGCGGCAGGUUUUGCGCCAUCACCAGGUCCAUGGGGACCUGGAAACGUUUCAAAUCAAAAUGGUUUUAAUAACAACAAUAAUAUGGGCAUGGGACAGAAUUCAAAUACUUUUAAUAGUAAUAUGGGUUCAAAUAUGAACUCAAGUGGACCAAAUCAAAAUGGCUAUAACAAUAACAACAGUAAUAUGAGCCCCUUUAAUGGUCAACCUUUUGGUGGUAAUGGUAAUGAUUACGGUGGCAACUUUGGUGAUAACGAUAACAAUUAUGGUGAUCGUGAUUUUCACAAAAAUGGCUCCAUGGCUAGUCCAGGAAACAACAAUAUGCAUAAUAAGAAUAAUAUGAAUAAUAAUAAUAUGCGUCGUAGUAAUAUUCGUAGAGGUGUGGGGGGCGGUGGUAGUCGAAAUCGUGGGCGCAAUACCAAUAGACGAUUUUAAAAAGAAGGUAUUAACUUUCAUCAUAAUUUUGAGUUUUUUAUAAUGUAAUAAUGGAGACUUUUAAUCAUCUGAGCUGAUUUUCGCUCGAGCUUAGUUGUUCUAAUACUUCAAUAAUGUAAUUUUAAAUAAAUGUAGUUAUUUAACAAUUAUUAUUUAAGAAAUCAUGAAAAAGCGAUUUUAAAUAUAUUUUAUUGCUCUAAAUUGAUAUCAUAUUGUCCUAUGGGUCAUUUGUACAAAAA